Messenger RNA from Ahaetulla prasina, 2660 nucleotides. It is a transcript of the gene KCNK17, whose product is annotated as potassium two pore domain channel subfamily K member 17. Lineage: Eukaryota; Metazoa; Chordata; Lepidosauria; Squamata; Colubridae. Gene Ontology annotation, biological process: potassium ion transmembrane transport; stabilization of membrane potential. The record is from RefSeq and is a predicted model, not a curated record. The transcript is spliced from 5 exons. Gene Ontology annotation, cellular component: membrane. Bases 77 to 1012 code for a protein of 311 amino acids. Gene Ontology annotation, molecular function: potassium ion leak channel activity.
UUCUCCCCGGCAUUUCUGCACCGCCGCCGCUUCCUCCUCCUCCUCCUCCUCCUCCACCGCCUCCGACGGCCCGAGUAUGGAGCCACCGGAGGCUGCCCCGACGAAGUGCCGCUGCGGGCUUCCCUCCACGACGCUGUUGCUGCUCCUCUACCUCAGCUACCUGCUGUUGGGCAGCGCCGCGUUUUGGGGGCUCGAGUCGCCCCUGGAACGCGACACGACGGACCUGCUCUUGAAGGAGAAGUGGGAGCUCCUGUUGAACUUUACUUGCCUGGAACGGGAGGCUCUGGAGCGGCUCUCGGAGACUAUCAUCCAAGCCUACAAGAGUGGACUUUAUCUUAAAGGAAAUACAAGUCUGGGCAGAUGGGACUUUGUCGGCUCCUUCUUUUUCUCUGUUUCUACAGUAACAACCAUCGGCUAUGGCAACCUGAGCCCCAAUACGGUGGCUUCACAAGUGUUCUGCAUCUUCUUUGCCCUCUUUGGGAUUCCCUUAAACCUCAUUCUUCUGAAUAGGAUAGGACAGUUGAUGCUCUCUGGGGUGCGUCUAUGUGCCUCCUAUCUGGAUGUGAAGUUCCAUUGGCAGAGGGGAGCAGUUGUCUUGACCUGGACUUGUGCCCUGGGUGCUGGCCUUUUAUUAUUUCUUUUGUUACCACCUUUGUUGUUUACUGCCAUAGAAGGCUGGACUUAUGAGGAAGGAUUCUACUAUUCCUUCAUAACUUUAAGUACAAUAGGCUUUGGAGAUUAUGUCAUUGGUAUGAACCCUACGCGUACUUACCCAGGCUGGUAUAAGAACGUGGUAUCUCUGUGGAUCCUCUUUGGGCUGGCCUGGUUAGCCCUGGUCAUUAAUCUCUGCAUCAGCUUAGUAGAAAAUUCUAGGAGACUUUGCCAAUGCUGCAAGAGAAAAAGUCACAACAUAGCACAGGAGUUAAUGAAUGGCAAUGCAAACAUUAAUUUGGAGCCAGAAGAUCAGCAGAAAUGUGAUAUGAAAGACAUAAAACCCGUGAGGCUGGAUUGAAUUUGGAACCUGUGUUCUUUUACACAUUUUUUCUAUUGAAGAAUGAAUGGAAGCAUCCGCAGGCAUUGGUAAAUGUUUUGUUUUGCCACUCUGAGAAAUUUUGCUAGCUGGAAAGUCAUCUAAAUGGGAGUUGACUUGGACACUUGGAUGACAUUGGAAAUAUACAUAUAUUUCCUUGAAAUGGUCUGGAACUGCUUUUUCAUGUGAUACCUUUUCAGUAUAGGAAUAAAUUGCUUUUUGAAAACAGUGAAGGAGUAUGUGUAACAGAAUAAACGCUGUUGUGAGCAUCUGAGUUGAGAAUUUGGGACCAUCACAGGCCCACUGAUAUAUGUGCAGUUGUUGUAUGCAUGUAACAGUCUUCCACAUUAAGACCCUCCAUGGUUACUGGAAAUUAAUAAAGACAAAUGCUUGUAAAAGGCAUUAGCUUAUGGGAGAUGAAUUACAAUAUUCUGUCCAUUACCACUUCAACAGCUCAAAAAUCAAGAUUAUUUCUCUACAGGCUAGAAAUCAGUACUAACAAAGUAGGGAAAGUGUGCAGAAGAUAGCUUCUGGAAUUCCUCCAGACCUCUUUAUGAGCGGUGACCGUAGGAUAUCUCUACAUUUUCUGUCUAACAAAAUUAAUACAUUGCAUCUAUGUCCAUUUAUACAUGUAUGUUCUAGAAAGCACAAGGUGAACUAUUCUGGGUCAUGUCACCUGGCUUAGAAUGGAGGAUAUCACAGCAAUUCUGAGUUAUUGCCCAAAAAAUGCUUAGGGAUCACUUGGGGGAAUUUUCCUGCAUUUUUUUUCCCUUCGGGAUGAUUUGGUCCAUUUUUAGCCCUGAAUUUCUUUUGACAGUUUCUCCUGCUCCUCUCUGGUCCCAUUUUGUUCAGGUUUUGGAGCAUUAUUCUUUUGAUAGACAGGCAGACAGAGUACUAAUCCCUAGGACAUAAUAUAUUUCCAACAUUCCAUAGGGUUGAAAAGAACAGAAGAACUAUCUGUAUUGUCACUUGUUAUAUAUGAGAGGGGGGUAUAAUUGUAUAAUUGCACAUUUAUAUUAGGUUCUUUGUACAGAUGCCACUCUUUUGUUUAGUGUAUCAUGCUAGCUUAUGCUUUCUCAUGGAAUCCCUAUGAGGGAUAUGAUAUAAACCAUUUUAAAAAAAUAAUUGUGAUAGUAAACAAGAUAGCAUUGUUAUUUAUUGUCCAUAUUUUCUUUACAAUUACCAAUAUAUGCUCACGUAGAGAUAUAGAUUAAUACCUUUCAUAGUGAGGAGGCAGAACCCUUCCUGCAGCCUUGAUAAAGGGAAUUAAUAGGGAUAUGUUCCAUGAAUGUGCCUCAUGUACUUUAAAUCAGUUUCAACUAAUUGCUAUCCCAGCAUUUUGUGGGAUACAAAUUGGUUCCACCCAGCUUCUUUUCUACACACAUCCAUUCUGAUUUAGUACAAUUCACAUUCACUGGUGAAGUUCUUCCAUGGGGAUAAUUUUUGAAUAUCUGGAACAUUCACAGUCUAUGCCAUCUAAGUCAGUCUUGUGCAAUUUGGCAUUCACCAGUGUUGAUUCCAGAUAGGAACUGUGAAAGUUGCUGUUCCAACAUGCUUGAAGGAAACUAGAUAGUGGAGGACAAGUUUCUCAUCUUAUAUUUUAUAUCGUUAUAACUUGACACUUGAUGAU